AUGGCAGUUCCAAAAAAACGUACUUCAAUGUCAAAAAAGCGUAUUCGUAAAAAUAUUUGGAAGAAAAAGACUUAUUUUUCCAUAGUACAAUCUUAUUCUUUAGUAAAAUCAAGAUCAUUUUCGAGCGGUAAUGAGCAUCCAAAACCAAAGGGUUUUUCUGGGCAACAAACAAAUAAUAAGAUUUUGGAAUAA
Messenger RNA from Triticum urartu, 192 nucleotides. The record is from the annotation of a RefSeq genome assembly. Lineage: Eukaryota; Viridiplantae; Streptophyta; Magnoliopsida; Poales; Poaceae.